Molecule: messenger RNA, 5622 nt
Organism: Prionailurus viverrinus (fishing cat)
Lineage: Eukaryota; Metazoa; Chordata; Mammalia; Carnivora; Felidae
Gene: TIGIT
Product: T cell immunoreceptor with Ig and ITIM domains
Exons: 5
Coding region: 4119-4871 (250 amino acids)
Biological process (GO): negative regulation of T cell activation; positive regulation of interleukin-10 production; negative regulation of interleukin-12 production
Cellular component (GO): cell surface
Molecular function (GO): signaling receptor binding
Source: RefSeq, a predicted model, not a curated record
GGUUGAUGAUUGUAUAUAGGAAAACUAUUUGUUUAUUUAUAUUAAUUUUAUAUCCUGCCAAUUUAACAGAAUUCUACUGUUUAUGGUAUUUUUCCCAUUGAUUCUAUGGGUUUUCUGCUUAUACAAGCCUUGAUAACUAGAGAUAGUUUUUUAUAUCUUUAUUUCUAAUUCUUAUGCCUCUAACUGCAUCUUUUACUUAAUCAAAUUAGCUAAUACUUUUGAUCAGUGGUUAACUAGUUGCAGCAAUAGUGUGUACCUUAUCUUAUUCCAGACUUUAGUGGGAAUACCUCUAGUGUCUUCCCAUCAAAACAGAUGUUGGCUUUGGAUGCCCAGGUGGCUCACUUUGUUGAGUCGGCUCUUGAUUUCGCCUCAGGUCAUGAUUCUGGGGUCAUAGGAUUGAGCCCAGCAUUGGGCUCCAUGCUGAGGAUGAAGCCAGUUUAGGAUUCUCUCUCCCUCUCCCUCUGCCCCUCUCCCCUGUUUGCACUCUCUCUCUCUAAAAUGAAAAAUUAAAAAUAAAAAAGAAGAAGAAGCUUUCUGUGUGGAUUUCACUGUCGAUCAAUUCAUUCGUUCAAAAAAAAAAAAGAUUUUGGCUUUGGGGCUGGUUGUGUGUGUGUGUGUGUGUGUGUGUAAUUAUGUUAAGAAAGAAUUUAUCGAUUUUUAUUUUGCUGAAUGUUUUUUUAAAAUAAUUCAUGGGAUUGAAUUUUCUUUUCAGCAUCAAAGGAAAUGACCAUUUGCUUUUUCUAUGUGGAUAUAGUAUUUAAUAUUAAUGAAUUUUUUUUGGUAUUGAAUCACCCUGCAAUCAUGGUAUAGACUCCCUGGUCAUUGUGUAUUUUGCUUAAUAUGCUUUUGGCAUCUGUGUGGCAACUUUUAUUUAGAAUUUUUCCUUCAAUAUUCAUAAGAGAUUAGGAUCUGAUUUUCUUUUAUUGUGUGCAAUCUUAAUCAUUUUUAUAUCAGUUUGAAAUUCACUUCAUAGAACUAAUUUGGAAGUUUUCUUUUGUGUUGUAUGUCUGUAUAUUUUCAGUAACAUUGAAAUGAUCUUCUCUCUAAAGGCUUGUUAUAGUUCCCCUGUGAAAUCAUCUAGGCCUGGCAUUCUUUUCAGUGGGGGAGGGAGAGCUCUUGAUGGUUAGGAGGUUCCUUGAAAGAUGUUUCCCUGUACUUCUAUCCCUCAUCCUAUGUGUUUGCAAUACUGAGGGCUCCAGGUGGCAGGAAGUAGGAAAUAAGGCUGCAGGGGUAGAGGAUACCUUUCUAAAGGCAGAUGAGGUCUGGGGUGGAUUGAAAGUAUAAUCACCUUUAGGGUGGAGAAGGGACAAGAGGGGAGUAAUGUCGGAGGGGAGGUGUGGGUGCGCCAGGAAGAGAAGCCAGAGAGGCCCAGGCUGAGGAGAGAUCAGCUGCUUCUUCCCAAAGAUUUUUCUUCUGACUCUGCAUUCCAACCUCUCCUGGGGGGUCUCUGUCCUAUUUUCACAGCUGAGAAGGCAAAGGAAGUUUCCCGUAGUCCACAGCCUCUGUCAGGGAGGUUCUCAGAGUCACCUUACCUGAGGGAGCUUAGACUAACAACAGUCAGCAAUCCCCUCCCCAAAUUCUCCCCAUUUGCAUUGGUCCUGAGCCAGUUUUAGCCUACAAGUCCUGUGGUUCACAGACUUACUAAAAAUCUUGAAGUCAUAGACAGGUCUGAGGCAGCUCUCUCAACAAGAGGUUUGGAACAACCACUCCACUGCUCAGAUAGCUCUGCUGUGAGAUGGCUUUACUUUGGCAAAUGGUAGAUGGGGGUAGGCUCUUCUGGGUGCCUUGAGAGUCCAUGCCACCUUCUUUCCCUUGCUUCCUGUCUCUCAGCUUCCUUAGCCCUCUGUGGACCUGCAGGAGACCCGCCUUGGCCACAAUACAGCCUAUCACCAACAGGUGCUGGGGUCUGUGAGGUAAAGAGUGGGAGCACUUGGCUAGAAAGAUCACCUCCCUGCAGCUUCAGGAUAUUGCAUUUGAUCAAAGACAAGGAAGGGGAGGGAGAAGAAAGUUGUGAUAUCCCUGAAGCUCCCCACCACUUCUGAACCCAAAGAAAGACUUUGGAGAGGCUGAAGCUCACACGCACUGCUGAGAGAUUGUUCUGUGCUCCAAAUGGUGUUUCCUGAGUACAGGUUGCAGGCCUUGUGGAAAGUGUGACCACUCUCAGUGCCCCCCUCACCCUGUGCUAUGAUCUCUUCCAGGCCACAGAUUUCUAGCUGGAGCUGAUGGAGUGGGCGGUGGGUUUGCAGGGCGAGGGAAAGGCUGGGGAGGUUUGGGAUUCUCUCUCUCCCCUUCUCUCUGCUCCUCCCUCCCUGGGGCUCUCUCUCUCUUUCUCUCUCUCUCAAAAUAAAUAAAUAAACUUAAAAAAAAAGAGAGACACUUAAAAAAAAGAAACAAUUAGAGAAACUCUUUAACCUUUUUUAAAAAACUUAGUCUAAGUUUCUUGGGGUUUCUUAUUAUAUAAGAUAGAUCCUACCUCUAUGGCUUUCACCCAUCCUACUGUGGAAACCCAGGCUGUAAAUUUUUUAUAACCCAAACUCCAGUGUCCCCCUCUCUGUGCUCUAUUUCCACUACUUGCUCUCAGCUCUCCCACCCUGGGCUUCUCUGCCUGGAUAGCCGGUUUUGUAAACACUCUGCCUGUUCAACUUCUGAACCCUCCCUUGGACACACAUUAGGUAUUACAACUUCCUCAGCUUCAGGCACUGUGACUGUUGAAAGGAGAUUGGAAGAGAUGUCUCUCCAUGUGAGCCUUGAAGCUGAGUUGGGGCAGAGAGAAGUUGAUGAGGCAUAUGUUGUCUAAGAGGCUGGAGGUGGGCUAUGGGGGGGUGCAUGGGUCAUGGUAUCCAGUUAGGAAUGGGUGGAACCCAGGGAAGACAGAAAGUGGUUUGAGAUGGAGCAUCCUGUGGGGGAGAAGGGGAACAGUAGGACAGGAGCGUGGACAGUGUGGAACACUCAGGUUGCUUCCCUGGAGUGGAGGGGCACAGCACCAGGCUUUAGAUGUUCCUCCUGGUGGAACAGCAGAUUUUCAGGAUGUGCACCAUGAAACAUGCCCAAGGUAGCAGAGGUGAGCCCUAGAGGCAGGUGAACAGAGACCCUCCACCUCCUUCGCCCAGAGUGUAGCUUCACUGGAGAGCAAGCUUUGAGUAUCUGAAGGCAGGGGCUGUGAUUAUUCAUCCUGUGUUCCCAGAGCCUGGUGCUGAGUCUGGUGUUUCGUCGGCUCUUUGGACUCUCAAGUGAAUAAAAGAACAGAGGGAAGGAAGGAAGAAGGAUGGGUCAACAGUAAAACUUGAUAAUGAGCUGGAAACUCCAGAUGAGUAUUGAUCAGCUCCUUUCCAGGGUCAGGUAAUUGGGGCUCAUCCUCCUCUGCACUAGUGAUUUUCAUGGGCAGGGGAUGGGGGGUCACCAGUCAUAAGAAAACUCCCUCUUCUGGUCUCCUCUGACUCUGCUGGGUUAGAGAAACUAAGCCAGAGUUCAACAAAAUCUCAGUCCAGAUAGACGAGACAGAAGAAAUCAGAUUCAAGAAGAGGACCUUAUUUAAAGGAAAGUUGCUCUGUUGUCUGAGACUUUUUGUCCUGCCCACAUCUAGUCUCUGAAGUAAAUGCAUCUUGUUCACUGGCUCAUUAGAUUUCAAGCGCAAGUCUUGGUCUGUAAAGUGUGCAAACUUAGAUUUCUCUUAAUGGGUGCACAUUUUUUAGUAGGAUGAAGCCAGGGGAGCCCAGUGACCUCCACAGGCUCUUCAGAAUCUUGGGCGUUACCAGAUACACAGGGCCCUUGAGCUUGUUAGACAAAGGCUGAUACAAAACAAGUGCAUCAAGACAGAAUUUAAAAACAGCAGAUUAACUAAUAGUAACCCAAAGACCAAUGCGUCUGUAACCACAUUUUUGUUUAUUUUUUAGUGUGUUUCCUUCAUGGUCUUUCUUGUGGCUCACCCUAUGCAGUUUGUGUACUUGUUGAGAGCUUUUUUUUUUUAAUCUGUCUCUGACAUUGUUUCUGCUGAACUCAGUUUUUCCGAGACCCUCUCUCCUCAUAGGCUCAGUUUUGGCCUGCCAGCCACAGUCCUCCAGUUUCCGUGGUAGAAGAGGCCUAGGCUGCUUCCUGUGGGCCCCCCGCUGGGCAGAAGCAUGCAGUGGUAUCUCCUCCUGAUUUGGGCACAGGGGCUGAGGCAGGCUCCCCUCCCCACCUCAGGAGCCGUGUCAGGCAGGAUAGUAACAAUGGGGAACGUUUCUGCAGAGGAAGGUGGCUCUGUCACCUUGCAGUGUCGCCUCUCCUCUACCACUGCCAAAGUGACACAGGUCAACUGGGAGCAGCAGGACCAACUUCUGGCCGUUCAUCAUGCUAACCUGGGGUGGUACCUCUGCCCAGCCUUCAGGGAGCGAGUGGUCCCCGGCCCCAACCUGGGCCUCACCCUGCAGUCGCUGACCAGGAAUGAUACAGGGGAAUACUUUUGUACCUAUCACACCUACCCUGAUGGGAUAUACAGAGGGACACUCUUUCUGGAGGUCCUACAAAGCUCAGUGGCUGAGCGCAGCGCUGGGUUCCAGAUCCCACUGCUUGGAGCCAUGGCCAUAGUGCUGGCAGUCAUCUGCAUGGCAGUCAUCGUGGUGGUCACAUUGACCAGAAAGUUUGUUUGUUUUCAGAAGAAAUCUCUCAGAGCCCAUUCUUCAGAAAGUGGCCUCAGGAGAAUGCCUCGUGAACAGGAGGGAUGGAGUGCCGGCGUUCUGUCAUCUGCUGGAAGCUGCAUCCAGGCAGAGGCUGUGCCCAUGGUCUUCUGCACAGAGCGGAGGGGAGAUGACUGUGCCGAGCCACAUGAAUACUUCAACGUCCUGAGUUACAGGAGCCUUGGAAGCUUCAGCUUCCCAGCAGAGACCAGUUAGCUCCCAGAGGCAUCGUCUGGGAGAUACACUCCUGUCUCUGCUAUUACAGGUAUGUACUUAGGAGCAACGAGCCCAAAUCUGUCCGGAGUGCUGAGUCCUUUGGAAGACAGACAGAUGCAUGUCAAAUGCUGUUCUGGGCCAUGGCAGCCCAGCACAUUCUUCUUGCCGAACUAGUGCAAACGGCUUGGGAGUAGAAUACCAUUCACGAAUUGGAAAUGAACUAAAACGUACUGACAAAAGGGAGCUGCAGUUUGCUUUGGAGGACACAUAUAUUGAGGUCAAGGCUGGACUGAGUGUUGGGUGUUAUUUAACAUGAUUAUAGUGACAGGGAAAUAUCUACAAAUAACAUUUGGAUGGAGAUAAAAAUACAAAAGAACCCAUAGAUGCUAUAAAUGGGCCAGGUUGCUAAAAUGAGAUUGAAUUAGACAGAAAAUAAAUUUUCAAGUGGAAUUCACUGAACUAGAUUUUCCUUGGAGAACCAGAGAAGACAAUUCCCUAAAAGCCAGAUUCCUGGACAGGUGUCCUGUCCGGUGCGGUAGCCGUUCUCCACAGGUAGCUGUCGAGCAGGUGAGAUGUCAUAGUCUGAAUUGAGAUGUACUGCGCUGUAAGUAUAAAAUGCACACUAGAUUUUGAAGGCUGGUUGUGUGUAACAAAAACAGAAACUAUCACGUUAGUAAUCUAAACAUAUUGAUGACAUGUCAGAAUGAUAGGAUUUUGGAUAUUUUGGAUUAAAAUAUGUUAUUAAAAUUAA